This is a messenger RNA of Candida albicans SC5314, 1755 nucleotides long. RefSeq names its product Sld1p (gene SLD1). Gene Ontology annotation, cellular component: membrane. The record is from RefSeq and is a predicted model, not a curated record. Bases 1 to 1755 code for a protein of 584 amino acids. Gene Ontology annotation, molecular function: oxidoreductase activity, acting on paired donors, with oxidation of a pair of donors resulting in the reduction of molecular oxygen to two molecules of water. Gene Ontology annotation, biological process: lipid metabolic process. The transcript has a single exon. NCBI's taxonomy places the organism in Eukaryota, Fungi, Ascomycota, Pichiomycetes, Serinales, Debaryomycetaceae.
AUGGAUGUGAAAAGACCUAAGAAAAUCUUUACCAGAUCACAAAUUAUUGAUUUAAUAGCUGAUGGGAAAGUCAUUGUUAUAUAUAAAAACAAUGUAUUAAAUUUGACUUCAUGGAUCAAGAAACAUCCAGGUGGAGACAAAGCAGCUUAUCAUAUGGUUGGGAAAGAUGCCACUGAUGAAAUGCAUGCUUAUCAUUGUGAUGAAACUGUUGAUACUUUUACUCGUUUUAAAAUUGGUGAGAUAGAAGGACCAAGAUGGGAAAAUUUGUUACCUCCAAUUCAAGGUGGGAUCUACGCCAAAGGAGGUCAUUAUGGGAGCCUCAAUAAUAAAAAUACAUCGAACAAGAAAACUUUGGAUAGUAAAUUAGAUAAUGAUAGUUCAAAUUCUACUUCAGAUUUAGAAUGUUUAACCACAACUAAUUCUUGUGAUAGUGAUAUCAGUGAAACAGAAAUUGCCAACUACAAAGGUAUUGGGUUUGUUCCUCUGGUGAAACCUGUUGUUCCUCAAAAUCAAUUAGUCAGUAAAAGCAAUAUGGAUAUUGUUUUCCCUAUUAUUGAUGAAGAGACGAAAAAGAAAGUUAUUAGAAACCCCAAAACUUUACUAAACAACUACGAUAAUAAAUUAUCUCAAGAAGAUGUUAUGUCAUUGCCAGCAUUGGAUUAUGAUUCACAACAAGUUUUAAGAGAUAAAUAUAAUGAAUUACAUCAAACUAUAAUUGAUUAUGGGUUAUAUGAAUGCGAUUUAUGGGACUAUGUAAGAGAAGUCACCAAAAUCGGAUCCUUGUUUCUUUAUUCCUUAUCAUUUUUAAAGAUUAAUCAAUUAUUUCUUAGUGCAGUCUUCAUGGGGAUGGCAUGGCAUCAAGGUACUUUCAUAGCUCAUGAUGCUGGACACAUCGGAAUCACUCAUAAUUAUCAAAUCGAUAAUAUCUUUGGGAUGCUUAUAGCUGAUUGGUUUGGUGGAUUAAGUUUAGGUUGGUGGAAAAGAAAUCAUAAUGUCCAUCAUUUAAUUACUAAUGAUCCAGUUCAUGAUCCAGAUAUUCAACAUUUACCGUUUUUCGCUGUUAGUGUAAGAUUAUUUCAAAAUGUUUAUUCUACUUAUUAUGAUAAAAUUUUACCCUUUGAUAAAUUUAGUCAAUUUUUAAUCCCAUUACAGAAAUAUUUAUAUUAUCCGAUUUUAUGUUUUGGAAGAUUUAAUUUAUAUAGAUUAUCUUGGACUCACGUUCUUUGUGGACAAGGACCUAGACAGGGGAAAGCUGCUUGGUUUAGAUAUUUUGAAUUUUUCGGGCUUAGUUUCUUUUUCUAUUGGUUUUUUUACUUGUUGGUGUUUAAAACCAUUGAAGGUGGUUGGAAUAGGUUUAAUUAUGUUAUGGUGAGUCAUAUAACAACAAUGUUGGUCCAUGUACAAAUUACAUUGUCACAUUUUGCCAUGUCAACAGCUGAUUUGGGAGUCAGUGAAUCAUUCCCUUCAAGACAAGUUAGAACAACUAUGGACGUUGAUUGUCCUGAAUGGUUAGACUUUUUACAUGGAGGAUUACAAUUUCAAGCUAUUCAUCAUUUGUUCCCUAGAUUACCACGUCAUAACUUAAGAAAGGCACAACCAUUCGUCAUUAAAUUCUGUGAAGAAGUUGGAUUAAGUUAUUCAAUUUAUGGUUUUGGUGAAGGUAAUGAAAUUGUUAUAAGUAGAUUGGCAGACAUUGGUAAACAAUGUUCAAUAUUCUUAGAUGCAACAAAGCACUAUGAAGGGGAUUUAUAUUAG